UAAACAUUUCUCCUAUAGAUGGAGCAUUCGUAAUGAAUUUAUCUUAUUAAUUAAUUAUUUUUCCUCUAAUAUUCAGUGAUUAAAAAUUAAUUGAGUUAGCCUCUUUCUAAAAAUGUUUACAUGGAGUGUUCUUAUUAUUAUUUUAAGCUAUAGUACACAAUGUUGGACUCAUGGUUCACUCUAUACCGAUGCAGGGAAAUCAGAAAAAACUUGCAAGCCGUUAAAAUCAUUCUCAGUGGACAUAAAAUGUAAUAGAAAUGGAUUGGAAGUUGAUUGUACAAAACCAGUUUUAAAUGGUACAACUGCAGAAAUUUCAUGCAAGCCAUUUUUUCAUUUUCCACCAUACGAUAAUAUACCAUCUUUCUAUAAUCGUUUAGCGUGCGUGGAUGGUUUAUGGGAUUACAAUUUGUUACCAUGCAUUCCAAUUUGUGGUAAAAAAAACGAAAAAAGUAAAAGAGUACGAAGAAUUAUUGGAGGUGGUAAUACUGGAAUUGGAGAAUAUCCUUGGCAUGUUGGCAUCUACAGCAAAAGAACUAUAAGGAAAAAAACCGUAUAUUCUCAGAUUUGUGGUGGAUCUAUUAUUAACCCGAAGGUGGUUAUCACAGUCGCUCAUUGUUUCGAAAGUAAGGAUCCUAAAAACUACGGCGUUGGUGCUGGGAAAUAUUAUAGACCAUGGAAAGACAAUAGAGAUGAAAACGCUCAAUUGAGAAAUGUUGAACAAAUUUUUAUUCCGGAGUCAUAUAAAGGUCUAUCAAAUAACUUUGCCAACGAUGUAGCAAUAUUAGUUGUGAAUGAUCCAUUUGUAUUUGAUAACUUUGUCCGGCCAGUUUGUGUAGAUUGGACUACUAACACUAAAAAGGACCUUCUUAAAAUGGGAUCGAUAGGAUUUGUUCCUGGUUGGGGUGUGGACCAAGAAGGGGGCAAAAAAAGUGCAGUAUUAAAAGAUAUUCAGUUACCAUUUGUGCCAUAUGACGAAUGUUAUAGUAAAUCUGAUCAAAAUUUUCGACCAAUUGUAAAUUUGGCUGAUAAAUUUUGUGCAGGACGAACUGAUGGUCAAAAUAUUUGCAAAGGUGAUAGUGGUGGAGGUUUAGCAUUCCAGGGGCAUGAUGUACAUCAUUCGGGAGAAAUUUUUUAUUUAAUGGGUAUUUCCAGUAUUGGACCCAGCAAGACUGGAAGUUGUGAUCCUACGAAAUAUACCACAUUUACAAAACUUUCGCACCAUGCAAAAUGGGCUCAGAAUAUAAUUAAAAUCCACACAUCAGCUUAUAAAGAUUUCAAUGGGUGGAGCCUAGACAGCUAGAUUAAUUUUGGAUUAUUGGAAACCUGUAAUUUUAAAUAUAAGCACAAUAUACGAUAUUCGUAGAUUAAA
Molecule: messenger RNA, 1369 nt
Organism: Chrysoperla carnea
Lineage: Eukaryota; Metazoa; Arthropoda; Insecta; Neuroptera; Chrysopidae
Product: clotting factor C-like
Exons: 8
Coding region: 113-1300 (395 amino acids)
Biological process (GO): proteolysis
Molecular function (GO): serine-type endopeptidase activity
Source: RefSeq, a predicted model, not a curated record